Capronia coronata CBS 617.96 is the source of this 780-nucleotide messenger RNA. RefSeq lists its product as uncharacterized. Bases 1 to 780 code for a protein of 259 amino acids. The transcript has a single exon. The record is from RefSeq and is a predicted model, not a curated record. Lineage: Eukaryota; Fungi; Ascomycota; Eurotiomycetes; Chaetothyriales; Herpotrichiellaceae.
AUGUCUCGAUUCGGGUACUCAACGCCAAUUCCCACGCCCACGGACAGCUGGUCAUCAUACUUCGACUCGUGGAAGACCGAGGACCGUGAGAUACCAGUCUGGGAACCGUUGAUACUGGACCAGUACGACGAAUUGCAUCCGCAGACUCUGCAGGUCAAGUUCAACGCCGACCUGAACUUUGAUCUGGACUGGGGAAUGGACUAUCUGCAGGACGGUUGCUCGCCGCUCCCACUACCGCCGUCGCUUGCGACCGGGAAAUUGAACGACGCACAUCAGGCUCAUCCACGACAGGGGCCGCUGCAAGGCCAGAACAAUAAUAUUGACUGUCGCUCCAGAGCGUGUCGAGUAUCUUGUCGGUCUGAUGACGUCGAUAUGGGGUUCGAGAGGGUCAUGGCCAUUGACGGGGACGGGAACGGCAUGCCAGUGAGGACGUGGACGAAGCUGCGGCAUCAAAGACAGGCGCCGAGACAACAACCACUUGAACAGCCGACAAAAACACGCACACAGUUCAUGGGCGCCAGCACGGGCAUCGGCACCACCGGUACCGCCACCAGCACCGCGCCUAGUAACUUCAGCAGUCCUACAGCCGCAACGAACUUGAAGACAAGAUCCCUGCGGCGAACUCAGGCGACACGAGCACCACGAGCAACGCGACGGCUGCCGUCACCGUCAUCGCAGCCGUUGAUAGGCGACCUCGCCUGGCCACAUACCCUGGAUCUGACAACAACAGGCACCGAUCUGCCCGCUAAUCAUGACACUGUAAGUGCUGCUCUCCCCUAA